Messenger RNA from Geodia barretti, 450 nucleotides. The record is from the annotation of a GenBank genome assembly. NCBI's taxonomy places the organism in Eukaryota, Metazoa, Porifera, Demospongiae, Tetractinellida, Geodiidae.
GUGGUGAUUGCUCAAAAAGUAACCUAUGAUGCAGAAUCGGGCGUAAGCAUCAGACUCAGUGGGAAGAAUACUUGGGCAAAUCAGGUUUCUAACAGUUUUCCAGAUUUGAUUGUAUUUGUAACCUCAUCAUCUUCUGUUCGAAUGCUGAUAGCUACUCAUACUAAGUUUGUUGCUCUUGAUAGCAAGUACUUGCGCCUGAACCAAACUGUCAAAACAGUCAGCGGCACUGCCACCAGACACACAAUGGUCGCACAGCCAACUGCCAGAGCAGCACGAAGAUGGUGUGGUUUGCACUUACAGGAAUGUGCCUGAGGUGGUAACCUAACCUAGUGUCAGGUUGAUUGUGUACACUCGUGGAUUUUUCCCAUGAUUAUUUAGCCUAUAUACUUUUUCAAUUUACGGAGCCAAAUUUUAUUAGAAGACACAAGCCACUAACAGAAUGUUGUCUAU